Messenger RNA from Daktulosphaira vitifoliae (grape phylloxera), 1861 nucleotides. RefSeq lists its product as uncharacterized. Bases 38 to 1693 code for a protein of 551 amino acids. The record is from RefSeq and is a predicted model, not a curated record. NCBI's taxonomy places the organism in Eukaryota, Metazoa, Arthropoda, Insecta, Hemiptera, Phylloxeridae. The transcript has 2 exons.
CGAAUACAUUAUAUUUUUUAGUUAGUAAAAUUCAAAAAUGAUUUUUAAAUAUAUUAUUAUAUUAACACAACUCAAUUAUACCCUAGGAAUAUGUUUUUAUGAUUUACAAUGCAAUUUUACCAAGUACAUGUUAAAUUAUUUUAAUCAUAAUCACCGAUAUUUAACCGAAAUUAAUAUCAACAAGAAAAAAUACAACGAAAUAGAUUUAAAGAUGUACGGUGUUUCAAUUCAAAGUCAUGGUGAAAUAGUUCUAAUAAUGUUAGAUGCAUUACGAAAAAUUAAUGAUUAUAACACGAGGAAAUAUUCAAAAGAGUUGAUGGCAAUUAAUUUAUACUUUAAUAAUGUUUCGGGAUACUUAGAUAUGCUUGCUACAAAUAAAGAAAACGAAAUAGAUGUUUCAGAUCUAAAACCAAAUGUCCUUCAAGGCUACAUGAUAAUCCAUAAAUUAAUUACAUCCCAGUUAGAAAAAACUUUAGAGAAUAUUUGCAAAACUUAUUCAUACGACAAAGAAUUUGUUAAGUGUCCUAAUUACAAUACUUCAGGAGUUUACAAUAUAGAAAACUUAAGAUAUACUACUGAUAAACUUAAAAACAGAUUACUCAAAAAUAAUAAAGAACAAAACAUUACUGAUGUCCACUUUGAGAACUUAAAUAAAAGUAUAAUAUUUAUAUUUUUCAGAUUGUCAUAUUUUAAGCAUGAUUAUUGGGAUUUUCUUCCGAAAAACAUAUUAUUAUAUGACUUAAUGACAAACAGACAACAAAUGUCUGAAAGAAAUUUACUGUUAGGUUCUCAAGCUCGACAACAUGGAAUUGUAGAAAAUGAACGCCCAAAAAAUGUAUUAGAUAUUCUGCGAUUUACACCAUUAACAUUAAAUUGUAUUGAUGGAAGUCAAGUUACACUUUAUGAUAUUUUCAAGUACGUUAAGUAUUUAUUUUAUAGAAUCGACAUACAGUUCUUCCAUACGCUCGUAUUGACUGCAACAUUUCGUCCCAUUUCUUUACUCAUACAAUAUUACAUGAAAAUUCUUGGUUGUUCAACUUUUAUCUAUAAUUUGGAUAAACCUAACGCCACAGAAAGUAAAUUCGUAAACAAUAUGAACAUUAUUGGCUCUAAAAUACUUUAUUACUUUCAGUACUAUAUUAAUUUAGAAAUUUUUGGAAGUUUACCAUCUGAAUUUUUCAAAUGUUUUUUAAUUAAAACCAAAGAAUGUAUUGAUAAUUUCAAUGUAAACAAUAAAAACGUUUUCAUUAAUUUGGUUUCUGAGUUGAUUGAAUCUCUGGAGAGUUUUAUGUUGGGUAACAAAAUUGACUAUAAAAUUUCCCCUGAUGUUAUUACGACUGAAAACAUUGAUUUUUUUUAUAAAGAAUUGGAGAUAAAUAUGAAUCAAGUUCAAGACUAUAUUACGGAAUUAGAAAAUAAUUUAGAAUCUUUCUUCUUUAUUAGAAAGACUUUUAAUGUAGAAUACUUGUUCAAACUAUCACCCACGCACGUAUUACGUCCAUUUAUAAUAAAUCAAAUGUGCCAAUCUGAUGUUUACUCUUUUUUGACAAAUAUUUUUAAGGGCGAAAAAAAUGUUCAUAUGACAAUAGAUCAAAAUAAUCAAAGAGAAUUUUAUUCAGUUAAAAAGUAUACCCCUUUUACAGAAUCUGUUUGUUAUUUAGAUGAUUAUGUUCUCUAUUUCGAAAUAAAAUAGUGAACAAUUAUUUUUAAUUAAAUAUGAUCAUAUUUUUAGGUCGUCUAAAUAAUUGUGUUGUCGUGUUUAGUGUAAUAAGUAAAACAUAAAUAUAUGAGAUAUUUGAUAAACAUUUAUUGAAUUAUAAUUAUAUUACUAUUAUUUUAAGAAUUUAUAACACAAAUUUAU